AUGUUUCGAAGGCACAGGCCUAGUGAUACUAGCGCAGUUAAGUCUAGGAAAAAGUUUCUAAGUGAAAAAGAAAGUACUCAUAAAAUAAAGCACUUGAAGAUUCUGAUAGAUACCCUACCAGAUGAUGAACUUCAACCAUUUUUCGUUGAAAAUUCGUCCCUAAUAUUCCUAGUGUUUAGUGAUUGUUUCUUCAGUUUAGAGUGGGAUGUCAAAUUAAAGGGAAGCAGUAAUUGUAUCAAAGAUUUGGAGGUAGUGCUUACAGUAUUUGAGAAAGUACUGUUAUUGUUGCCGGAACAUAUCCACCAAAGAUGGCAGCAUAACUGUAUCAUUGAAGUAAUUGAAGAUCUCCUGUACGAAAAGAAUGCGCUCAAUAUCCGUAAAAGGGGAAUCAGGCUAUUUUUAAUAUGGUAUCAAAUACUUGGCUUAAAUGCGACAUCUGUCUGCCACAGACUUUUCUACAAUCUGGUCCCUGAAUUUGGCUCACUAAUUGCAGAAUAUCAAAAGCGUGAAAAAUGUGAUCAGCUCAAGCACAAUCAUCUUCAGGCUAGAAAAUUCUCGACGGAUACACGUGGGCAAGUGAUGCAAGAGUCAAGAUCCUCGAAUGUUGUUGCCCCGCGCGAACGCGUCGCACUCCUAACUGCCGCUGCUCUAGGAGAGGAUGAAUCGUCUGACGAUAAAUCCCUAGUCCUGCUUCGGGCACUUCUGUGUUUCCUUGUCUCAGAAUCCUUCAAGGUCGAGUGGUCGCAACUUCGGUAUGAGCAGCAUUUAAUGCAGCUAUGGUUUCUGUUCGAAAAGUUAAAACAUUCGUACCUCCCCGUUAUUUUUCCAUGUUUAUCUCCUUUAUACUCAAUAUAUUCGCCCUCGAUUUCAUCCCAAGCGAACAACACAGUCCCAUUAACUUCAAAUAUUUUACAGGAUUACCCAAUCCAUCCAUCACGUCUUUCCUACUAUCAGUUAGAAUUCGCCUGCUGGUUGGCAACUUUUGUAUAUACUGGUCCACGGGAAUCAAGUCAUGCUAUCUCUUCAGACGGUGGCUUCGAUUCAAAUUUUACUACCCAUGGUUCUGUAGUUGGUACUACUGGCCCAUCUUUUAACCUGGCUGGCAGUUUCCCAUGGGAUACACAUGGUGAUCCAAACGACUUUCUUCUUUCUCGACAUUUCCGCUCAUUCAUAGGUUGUCCUGGUCAUGGUGAAUUCGAAUCUGGAUCAUAUUCAAAGGUUAACAGUUACUCCAAACUUUCGAGUUCCCCACCCGGUCAAGCAUCAGUUUAUCUACGAAAUGGCGACGAGAACUUUGUCCAGGAACCAACUAACCAGGCUGCGCUAAACCUCUCUCCUAAACCAAACAGUUAUCUACUCAAAGAUACUGUUGUAAUUCCUUCCACUGUUCAAACAUCACCACUUCCACAAAAAUUUAUUUUCACUGAACUAUUUUUCAAUUACGAUGAAAAAGUCGUUUCUAUGGUUCAUGAAGUGUUAUAUGGAUGUAGACAAAAUAUUGAUUUGGUACAGGAUAUUUUACAUCAGGCAUUGCUACUUCCUUUGGAAUGUCACAAAGCUCUUUUCUUUAUCGUUACAGUUUAUGGUUCGUGGUUGGAAAACAAACACAAUCGCCCAAUUUUUAUGCAAGCUUUAGAUAGUCCAAUGAAAUGUAUUAAUCUGCCAGUGAAACCACAAGUAAACGCAUGUUCAACAGAACACAGUCAAAUGCUUAAAACGAAUGGCCGUAUGAAUGAUCCCAAACAAAUUCAACAGUCGCAAAUUGAAGAUUGUCCUAUUGAUCUGACUAUAUCUAAGGAUGAUGUUGGCGUCAAUGAUCCAGAAGAAUUAAAAGGUUGUUUACAGAAUACAAUUCAGAUUAUGCUGGAAAAUAUGGCCAAUAUAUUUUAUGCCAGUAGUUUAAAUCCUAACUUAUCGGAAUCACAAAAUACAAACAAAAUCAGUACAACUGGAACAGAUUAUACAAAAUAUCAAAUUGAUUUAUGCCGUUUAGUGUUACAGAUUUUUCAAUUUGCUAGUAACAGUAAUGAGUUAACUUCAGAGACCUGGUCUAAAUUAUUGUCCAUCCUAAUGGAUAUAAUGCGCAAAACAAUGGUUAAUACUUCGCCAAAUAAUGUUCAGAACUACAAAUGGUUAUCAAACAAUAAACUUACACAGAAUCUUUUUCAGACUUUAAAUGGUGCUUUAUUACGUGCAUCUCUAUUUUCUACAAUAUCUUCAGAGUCAUGGGACCAGUGUUUAAAUGUUUACUCUCAGUUAAGUCACUGGCCAUCACUGAUAAUCGAAUGGAAGAAAGUUAUGCGAAUGUUAACAUGUACAAUGUCUAAAUUGGUAUAUGGUGUAGAUUUGUCAGAUUUACCUCAAGAAAAGAAAGGACCUCGAAUUAAGCGUUUAGCAGGUUCUACUAAUCCAGCUACUAGAACUCGACCGAAAUCAUUGACUGAAGCAGCGUUGAAUUAUCAUAAUGACAAUACUAUUAUUACUACUACUACUACUACUAAUAUUACUGCUACUACUACUACUACUACUACUACUACUGCUACUACUGCUUAUAAUAGCGGUAGUUUAGCAACCGUUUUAUCAUCACCUCCUGCGCCUUAUGCUAGUGCAUUAUCGGUUUUAAGUAUUCAUCAAAAUUCACUCGACGAUGAUAAUUUGGCGUUAAAUACUGAUUCCAUUGAACUACAUUUAUCAUCACAGGAGAAUUCACAAAAACAAUUUGCUACGUAUAAUGAACUGAAAGCAUCAAGAAAUGAUAAUAAUACUAGGCCAUGCAUUGAAAAAUGGACUUUUGACCCUGGAUCCUCUGAAAACUAUGCAUUGGAUAAUAAUAGUAAUGGUAAUGUAGUGCAUAGCUAUAUCUCUUCUAAUGUAUCUUCAAUUAAUGGCACUCAUGAUGAGUCGAACUCACAGGUGUUAAGUAAUGAUUUAACAGAGGUAUAUGGUAAUCAUGAUCUGCAUAGUUCACGGUCUAUUUCUCAUGAAUUAUCAAAUCAAAAUGAAUCAAAGCGAUUUAAUGUAACCGUUAAAAGUGAAAUAUCGAUAUCAGAAAGUAGACGUAUGUCAUCUGUAAGACGUGCAACAAGUGAAAUCACGCUGGAAGUUGUUAAGUUUGAUCUCGAUUCACCUCAGAGUCCAGUGACAACUUAUUUCGAUGAAAGUAUUGAUGUAGGUACUUCAAAUAUUCCUAGAUCAUGUGAUAUACUAAGUGAUGAACAUUCCACGUUAGAACCAAAUCGCAAAGAUACAUUGACUACUGUACCUUCACGAGUAGUUUCCACUACUAAUGAGACUUCAAAAUUACCUUCAACUGCAUCAAACGAUCAACUCGACGCAGCAGAUCUACCUCGCUGUAUUCUUGCUGGUGGCUCAGCUCUUGGAUGGACUCAUGAAUCAGUUGUUAUUUGUUGGCGUCGAUUUUUAGGUAUCCUAGGCAGUCUUCAUAAAAUUAUUAACCCAACAACAAUGAAUGAUAUAUUCAACUAUUUAAAUGAAAUGACUUCAUGUCUUUUAAAAAUUAGAGCAUAUCAAAGUGUUCCUUCUGUAACCGAGACGUGUGUACAACCAAUUCCACAAUUUGUACCACCUGUGAAUUUUAUUGCACCAAUAUUAUUUAAUACAAUGAGUCUUUCUGAAGAAUUUAUAGAAGCUAAAAGAAUUGCUAUACGUACACUAAGUGAUAUAGUUAUACGUUCUCAUGAUGGAUGUCCUGACCCAGAAUUAAUUGCUCAUUUUUACCAUCUUAUUCAUCAAAUAAGCGUCGCAAAACAAGAGAACUAUGUCUUCGAAGUUAUCCGGUCAUGUAAUAUGCGUUUGUUUGGGUCUUCACUUCCAUCUACACACUUACUCAUACUAGAUUUCUUAAGCGAUGUCAAUAUUGUUUUAUCAAAUCCUAACUGUGGCACGGAAAUUCCACGUUCUGAAGCGAUAUCCAUUAUAUUAUCCCUACUAUGUUAUCCUUAUCAUUUUAAUCAUCUUGAAUCAAUCGAUCCGAUGUCAAUGAAAGCUAAAACUAUUUUGUGUAUAGAUUUAACAUCAAAAUUGGUUCGCAGUUUAAUACAAGCUGUCUUGUCAGAUCCGUCUGGAGAGGUUCGAUGCCUGGCUAUUACUGGUCUAUCAAUUUAUUGUGUCAUUGAACUGGUGAAUUCAUUUUCAAAGGAAUCAGGAACUGUAUCAUCUGUCAGUUUUACAUCAAUGGACAAUUUGUUUUUCGAAUCUAUCAUAAUUUUAUUGGGAAUGAUGCGGUUUCAAAAUAGGGCUGUAUCUAUCGUUGCAGUUGAGAUGAUCAAUACGCUCGCUGAAUAUUGUCAUCUUCUGCUAUAUCGUGAUGCGAAAUUACCCUCCCUAGUGUUGUUGUCACUUGCAUGGACUUUAUAUUCUACGUGGGACAAUACAAAUCUUGACAGUAUGUCAUUAACUGAUAAACAGUUCUUUCAUAGUCUUAUUCAAUCAAUUAUCGAAUGGUCUAUCCGUAUACCGUAUGAUCAAUUAAUAAAGAAUUUUGAAAAUAAAUCAGAAUUAAAAUUAUUACCGGCAUCGAAUUUAUUAGAUACAAUAAUUGAAGUGUUAUGCUUCAUUAUAUCGAAUAAUACAAAUUCACAAACUUUAAUGAAUUCAGUACAAAAUUCCAAUUAUCCUCAAUCUAAAUACUUAUCAAGUAUUAACUUUACAGAUCCUUUAGGAGAAUACAUUAAUAUAUAUAAACAGUCAAUUGAUAUUAAUUUAUUCAAUGCUCCAAAAUCUGACCUAGAUCUAUCCACAAUGACAGCAAAAUCUUGGAUUGUAGCUAACGCAGAGAAUAGUAUGAUUCUAUAUCAUUAUAAUGAAGAUAUGAAUAGUGCAAUGGAGUCAGUACGACUAGCAGCACGAAUGGCAAUGAGUCAUUUACUCAAUCAUAUAGACCAGUUUCCAAUGUCGAAACAAUGUGUACAACUGAAUACAUCCAUACAAGAACGUCAUGAUCAGUCAUCCCAUAGUAUAUCAUCUGCUCAAAAACAAUUCGCUACUAACAAUCAUAAUAAUAUGGAUGAUUUAUCCGAAUUAACAGCGGAGAUUUUUGAACGAAAUAAUUUACAAAUAUUUGUGUUAGAUCGUUCAAUUAUAUUGACAUUCCUAUCAUUACCCAUUGUGAAACUGCCUGACCAAUUGAGAAAGAUCAAUGAUAACUUAUUACCUACUACAGUUAGUAGUGAUAAGGACAAUACUGAACUACAAGUACUCGAAUUCAACAAUUCCACCUAUUCUUAUCUACCAUUAUCAUAUUUAAAUUCUAACGAUGUCGAAGUGGAUUCAUCAAAGUCUAGUUUGGUAACAGAUAAAUUCUAUACAAGAAUUAUUACACGUGAUCUAUCUGGUAAAUAUAGUUGGGAUGUUUCUUAUUUAUAUGCUAGUCUAGUUGAUAUGAAAGAAAAACAGGAAACUCAACAAUUGAAUGAACUUACAAAUACUAAUUUAGGACUGGUUGAUUCUGAUAAUUCGAAUUCACACUUGAUUACACGCGAUCCACCACCAUGUCCUCCCCCAAGAGUAAAUCCGCCCCCACUGACAACUAACAGGUUAACACCAAAUACAAUUGAUCAACUCGAUCGGCUAAGUGACGUUCUAAGAGAUUUAGCAAUAACUAGUCCAGAAUGUUCAAUUAACUGGUGCACAUCAAAGCUAUGUGAAUAUGAAAAUUCGAAAAAUAUUUCUGACAAAGAAAAAACCGCUUGUUUGAAUAUGGAGAAAGUGACAUGUGAUCAGAUUACUGCUCAAUAUCAAAUAGAUGAGAAUGUGAAUCAUCGAAAGUUACCAGAUAUUGAUGUAUUAUCACUAUAUAACUCUCAUAUAUCUUUACCAAAAACUGGUUAUAGAAAUUCUCUGAAGUAUACAAUACGUUCAUUGAUCAAUGAUAAGAAAAUAAAUGUUCAAGAAUUAGAAUCAAUGAAACAAAAUACUUUACAAUUUUAUAAUUCGCGUCAUUUAUUAAAUCAACUAGGUUAUUUAUCUUGGAAGCAUAGACCUACCGUUGAAUUAUUACAAAUAUCUCCAGCUCUUAUACGUGAAUUAAAACAUUUGGAUCAUCUUGGAUCGCGCGAAACUCAUAAACUUGCUAUAUUCUAUGUUGGAGCAGGACAAGAAGAUAAACAGUCUAUUUUAUCAAAUCAAACGGCUAGUUUAGAAUUUGAAAAUUUUGUAGCUGGUCUUGGCUGGGAGGUUGAUUUACUUAAACAUAAAGGAUUUCGUGGUGGGUUGGAAUGUAGUGGACGUGCUGGUUUAUCCACACCAUAUUAUGCAACAUCUACUUUAGAAGUUAUUUUUCAUGUUUCAACAAGAAUGCCUUCAUCUACUCAAGAAGAUUUAAAGUAUAAACAUUUGGGAAACGAUGAAAUUAUGAUUAUAUGGAAUGAGAAUUCACGUGCUUUUAGACGAAGUAUAUUACGUACACAAUUCGGCGAUGUAUUAAUCAUUAUUUCACCUUUACUUAAUGGAUUGUUUAAAGUUGAAGUACGACGUGAAGCCCAGGUUGGUUUAUUUGGACCAAUUGUGGAAAAUGCUAUUUUAACUGCAAAUGUUCUACCAGGUCUAGUCCGUGCUACAGCUAUUAAUGCUAGUCGUGCUGUUCAAGCUACUAAACCGGGAUAUCGUCAUCCAUAUGAGGAUCGUGCUUCAAGUCUACGACAAAUAAUAUCCAAGUAUACAUUGUCAACAUGCUUUGAAGAAUACGCUGAAUCGAUACUUUUGCCAAAUUCAAAAAGUGUGCACCGCAAUCAAUCAAAUUUAUCGUUCAAUCGAGGUGUAGUCAAUAAAUCAAGCGGUGUAAAAUUUUCUUCUGUUUCUCCCACUACACAAGAAACUUAUCAUAGUUAUUCGCAAAACUCAGCUUCUGAUCUUGCUCCUAAUGAUAUAACUAAUAAUAAUAAUGCUCUAAAAUACACUGAUGAUGUUGCACAAACACCUAGUGUCCGACAGAGACAACAAACUGUUUCUUCAUAUCGUGCAACAAGUGCACAUUCAAGAACAUCAUCAGUGACCCGUGCUAAAAGCAUGUUUUCGCGGCAUCAUAUUGAUAAUGUAAACACUAAACCUAUUUCUGUCAUUUCUCAACCUUCAUUGAAAACCAAUUCUGCAACACUUCAUCACCAUAACGAAACUCCCGAUAUGUAUAAAGCAAAUGUGUUUAAUUCAGUACCUAGUCCACGAUUGUUUCGAGGAUUAAGAUCUCGUCAACAUAGUGGCUCUAAUAAAAUAAAUUAA
Messenger RNA from Schistosoma curassoni, 7236 nucleotides. Lineage: Eukaryota; Metazoa; Platyhelminthes; Trematoda; Strigeidida; Schistosomatidae. The record is from the annotation of a GenBank genome assembly.